UUAUGCAUAUUCGCAAAACGAUAUUCUUUUUUAUUUUGAUAGCCUACAUUAAGUAUAAGGACAGAAUGUUUAAUUGUUCAAUGAAACUGUAACCUCUUCCUUUAUGAAUCUCACAGAAGAGCAUCAAGAGACACCCUGUGUCCAUUCAAACUUUUCUUGUCUGCAAACUUCACCAACAGCAGCGGAUGUGUUGCUGUAUAUGUCUGUAGCGGUAGUUGUCUCACUGACCGUGUGUGGAAACUUGCUUGUGAUCAUCUCCAUCUGCCACUUCAAGCAGCUUCAGACACCAACUAAUUUCCUCCUGCUCUCUUUGGCCAUAGUGGACUUUCUUGUUGGGGUAAUUGUGAUGCCCCUCUAUUUUACUAUGUGGAUAGGUCCAUGGAGGUGCUUUGAUAUAUUGUAUUGCACAACUUUGAAGAUAGCAUCAUAUUGCUUUACUUGUAUAUCAGCUUAUAAUGUAGCUUUAAUUGCAUUGGACCGAUAUCUUGCUCUCUCCAACCCUUUUCACUAUUCCAUGAAAAUGAAAGAUAAUAUAACUUUGAGGAUUAUAGCCAUACUGUGGUUGUAUUCAUUUAUCUACAAUAUGGUGCUUCUUUAUUUCAAUGGAGAUAUUCCAGACAUGAAAGCAAACAUCACAUGUGGUGAGUGUGUUGGUAAAAUUAAUAAAGUAUGGGCUAUUGUUGACUUCAUAAUUGCAUUUGUUUUACCAUGCUCAAUGAUUGUAAUUAUAAACUUGAACAUUUUUGCUAUUGCUAAAAAGCAUGCAAAUAAAAUUAGGAGUGUCAGAAAGUGCCCAAAAAAUGAUCAUGGUUCUAUGGCCUCUGAAAGGAAAGCAGCAAAAUCCCUUGGAAUUCUCGUGGCAGUCUUCCUUCUGUGUUUAGUACCCUACUAUGUAAGUGCCUUCGUUGAUAUGUUUUUUAGGAAAAAAUCUGACCAUCUUGCAAUUUCAGUUACAGCACCUCUAUUAUAUUUGAAUUCUUCCAUCAAUCCAAUCAUUUAUGCUCUUUUCUAUCCAUGGUUUCAGAGGUCUGUUAAACUCAUACUAACACUUAGAAUAUGUGGUUCAGAGUCUUCUAUGUUGAAUGUGCUUGAACAGGAAAUAUAA
This is a messenger RNA of Anguilla rostrata (American eel), 1105 nucleotides long. RefSeq names its product trace amine-associated receptor 13c-like. The record is from RefSeq and is a predicted model, not a curated record. The coding region runs from base 104 to 1105 and encodes 333 amino acids. Gene Ontology annotation, molecular function: trace-amine receptor activity. The transcript has a single exon. Gene Ontology annotation, biological process: G protein-coupled receptor signaling pathway. Gene Ontology annotation, cellular component: membrane. Lineage: Eukaryota; Metazoa; Chordata; Actinopteri; Anguilliformes; Anguillidae.